AUGGCUACUAUCCGCAGUGUUCUAUCCGCUCAGGCAGGAGCGCAGCAGAUCAGCUUCUCGGCCACGUGUCAACGCAGAGCGCAGCGCCAGGCAGUCACACCAACGGCCAGUUUCCCCCGCAACCCCGCGUUCCGAGCUUCCGCCGCUCCUCCCUCGGCGCAUCCCUCCGCUUUCCUAGGCCAGCAGGACUCCCUCCGCUUGCGCAAGGCCUCCCCUUCCGCCGUCUCCCCAUCCGCGCCCCGCCGGCGCGUCUCCCCCGUGAGAGCCGCGGAUGGCGACAGCGACGUCCCCGCGUUCAAGGGCUUUCCGCCGAUGCAGACGCGGCCCGCGUGGUACUGGCGAAUCGCAGCCGUCGUUCCGUACCUGCUGCCGCUCUGCGAGGCGUGGAUCUACAGCGAAACGGCUCAAUCGCUCUUCCAUUUCCUCUUCACAUACGAGCAGCUGUGCCAGCCGUUCCUGAUGCUGCUGGAUCCCGUACGAGUAAAAAGGUCUAUCAUCCCCACCUUUUUAUUCUUCCCCAUCGUUUGUGUUCCCCCUCUUUCUUGUAAUGUUUUCUUCCUCCUUCCUUCGUCUUCUACUCAUCUUCAGUUUUCUUCCUCCUUCCUUCGUCUUCUACUCAUCUUCAGUUUUCUUCCUCCUUCCUUUGUCUUCUACUCAUCUUCAGUUUUCUUCCUCCUUCCUUUGUCUUCUACUCAUCUUCAGUUUUCUUCCUCCUUCCUUUGUCUUCUCCAUCCACCCUUCCUUUCUUCCCGCUCUCUCCAUCUUCUCCCCCCACUUUCCCCCACCCUCUCCAUUCCCGCCUCUGCCCCUUUCCACCUCACCCGUUCUUCUCGAACCGCAGAUCUUCCCUUCGUCAGCGAGCCGUUGGGUCCGGAGCGCGCGCACGCGGUCGUGGCGCGAGCGAACGCCACGUGGCAACUCUUCGUCGAUCAGAACGUCCCCGCAGAGCCCUGGGCGCCGCCGGCCGCGGUCCUCAACGGAAGCUUCCUCGAAAGCAUCUGGAAGCGCAAAUACAUGGGCGACUGCGCGCCGUCCUCCGCGAUUCCCGUUUCCCAGCCGGCGCACUUGCAGCAGCAGCAGCAAGCGGAGAAUGCGGCGCAAAAAGCGGCAGCGGAAGCGGUCUCCGGCGCUCUGGUGGAGGAAAAGCCAGCCAACGGCAACUCGACGGGUGCUGUCAUCACGAGUACAUGGGGAGCUGCUGUGGUGUGUUGUGUGAUGUACCAUGUGAGAGAAGGGGUGGUUGCCAAGCAGAGGGGAAAGGAGGUGUGUGAAAGAAAGGAGAGGGACAGGAAAUGUGGAGGAAGGAAACAAAGGGGAUGGAGGAGAGGGGAUGACAAAAAAUGA
This is a messenger RNA of Closterium sp. Naga37s-1, 1344 nucleotides long. NCBI's taxonomy places the organism in Eukaryota, Viridiplantae, Streptophyta, Zygnematophyceae, Desmidiales, Closteriaceae. The record is from the annotation of a GenBank genome assembly.